This is a messenger RNA of Tinamus guttatus (white-throated tinamou), 2346 nucleotides long. NCBI's taxonomy places the organism in Eukaryota, Metazoa, Chordata, Aves, Tinamiformes, Tinamidae. The record is from RefSeq and is a predicted model, not a curated record.
AUGAAUCGGUCCAAGGCAAAACAUGGGACUGUGUUCCCAUCUCUGGGGCAAUCAGUUGUGGGCGUAUUGAAUUCCUUCCCAGGAGCAAGUAACUGUGGCCCACAGUCUUCCCCUGUGGGGAAGCAGGCAUUUUCAAUAGCAGUGGUGGCAUGUCCUUUUGCCUGUCUUGCUUCCCGUUCAUCCUGCAGCUGGAGAGUGCCUGGGAUGGCUGCAGCCAGAGCUUGGAUUGCUUCAUUCAAUAAACCCCGUUUCCUCAAGGAGGAGGAACCGCCCCAGUGCCCUGGAUCCCAACCAGGAGAGCACUUGCUAACUGUGGCCUGUAGCAGCUAUUUUCGCUCAAGGGAAAUAGAAGACCAUGUGGCAUUUUUAAUAACUGUUCCAACAGCCCUAGCAAUUUUUUUUGCUAUAUUUAUCCUUGUCUGCGUAGAGCCUGUAUUUAAGAAGCUGCUUCGUGUAUUUUCUCUGGUGGUCUGGGUAUGUCUUGUUGCCAUGGGAUAUCUCUUUAUGUGUUUUGGAGGAGUCAUCUGUCCCUGGGACCAGGUAUCAUUUUUCCAGUUCAUUAUUUUUGUGGUGUACACCAUGCUGCCCUUCAACAUGAGAGAUGCUAUAGUUGCCAGCGUCUUGACCUCUGCCUCUCAUACCAUCGUGCUGAGUGUGUGUCUAUCAAGUACAGCUGUGGUAAAGGAGCACUUGGUCUGGCAGAUAUUGGCAAACGUAAUCAUUUUUAUCUGUGGAAACUUGGCAGGCGCGUACCACAAACAUCUCAUGGAACUUGCAUUGCAGCAGACCUAUCAAGACACAUGCAACUGCAUCAAAUCCCGGAUCAAGUUAGAAUUUGAAAAGCGGCAGCAGGAGCGCCUCCUGCUUUCCUUACUGCCUGCUCACAUUGCCAUGGAAAUGAAAGCAGAGAUCAUUCAGCGGCUGCAAGGUCCCAAGGCAGGCCAGCUGGAAAACACCAACAACUUCCACAAUUUGUAUGUCAAAAGGCAUACCAACGUCAGCAUCUUGUAUGCUGAUAUUGUGGGAUUCACUCGCCUGGCCAGUGACUGCUCCCCAGGGGAGCUGGUGCACAUGCUGAAUGAGCUCUUUGGCAAGUUUGAUCAGAUUGCAAAGGAAAAUGAAUGUAUGAGAAUUAAAAUUCUAGGUGACUGCUAUUACUGCGUGUCUGGACUCCCUAUAUCUCUUCAAAAUCAUGCCAAGAAUUGUGUGAAAAUGGGACUGGACAUGUGUGAAGCCAUUAAGAAAGUGAGAGAUGCCACUGGAGUUGACAUAAACAUGCGCGUGGGAGUGCACUCGGGUAACGUCCUCUGUGGGGUUAUUGGGCUGCAGAAGUGGCAGUAUGAUGUGUGGUCACACGAUGUUACCCUUGCAAAUCACAUGGAAGCUGGUGGAGUCCCCGGCCGUGUUCACAUCACUUCAGUCACCUUGGCACAUCUCAAUGGAGCUUACAAAGUGGAAGACGGGGAUGGAGAUGUGAGGGACCCAUAUCUGAAAGAGCAUAAUGUUAAGACCUACUUUGUAAUCAACCCUAAGGGGGAAAAACGAAGUCCUCAGCACCACAUCAGACCUAGGCACACACUUGAUGGAGCCAAAAUGAGAGCGUCUGUCCGCAUGACCCGGUACCUGGAGUCCUGGGGAGCCGCCAAGCCAUUUGCCCACUUGCACCAUAGGGACAGCAUGACCACUGAAAACGGCAAGAUUAGCACAACAGAUGUUCCUAUGGGGCAAUAUCAUUUUCAGCGUUGCAGAGAGAGAACAAAAUCACAGAAAAAAAGAUUUGAGGAGGAACUAAAUGAGAGGAUGAUUCAGGCCAUUGAUGGAAUCAAUGCUCAAAAACAGUGGCUUAAAUCUGAAGACAUUCAAAGAAUAUCACUUCUUUUCUAUAAUAAAACUCUGGAAAAAGAGUAUCGAGCCACUACUCUGCCUGCGUUUAAGUAUUAUGUGACUUGUGCCUGUCUCAUAUUCUUCUGCAUUUUUGUUGUGCAGAUUCUGGUAUUGCCAAAAACAUCAAUUCUUGGAAUUUCAUUUGGGGCUGCAUUCCUCUUGCUCUCCUUCAUCCUUUUUAUCUGCUUUGCUGGACAGCUCGUGCAAUGUAGCAAGAAAGCAUCAGCUUCACUAUUGUGGAUCCUGAAGUCAUCUGGGAUCAUUGCAAACCGCCCUUGGCCACGGAUCACUCUUACAUUGACAACCACUGCUAUAAUAUUAACUAUGGCUGUAUUUAACAUGUUUUUCCUGGAUAAUGCUGUGAAAGCUUUUCCCUCAGUUCUUAAUUCAUCAAAUGCAAGUUUUCCUAAUUCAAGUGAUCAGGCACAGUGGUGUAUACAGAACAACUACUUUUUCCUACCG